AUGAGGGGUUAUGAUGUUUGUGGGGUUAUGAAAUGGGUCCGCAUGGUGUUUGAUGAAAGUCCUCAGAGAGACUUGGUUUCGUGGACUACGCUUGCUCAAGGUUAUGUUAAAAUGGGGUUUCCAAGAGAAGACGUUGAAGUGUUUUUCGAUAUGUGUGAUGCUGAAACAAGGGCAGAUGAGACGAUGUACUUGAAGUGUGGGGAUGCCGACUUUGCAAGUAAAGUUUUCAAUGCGAUGCCUGUGAGAAAUGUGGUUUUGUGGAAUUCGAUGAUAUCGGGUUUGGCACAUCAAGGGAAAUUUAAGGAGGCGUUGGACGUGUUCCGAGAGAUGCAAAAAAGGUGUCUUGAACCAGAUGAGGUGACAUAUAUUGGAGUCCUUGCAGCAUGUAGUCAUGGAGGACUUGUCGCAGAGGAGCAGAGGUAUUUUAGGGAGAUGUCAAGUGUGUACAAGCUCAGACCUCAGACGGAGCAUUAUGGCUGCACAGUUGACCUAUUAGGCCGUGCCGGGUUAAUGAACGAGGCAGAGGAGUUUGUUGAAAACAUGCCAACUGAGCCUGAUGCCUUUGUUUGGGGCGCCCUUUUGGGGCCUGUAGGAUCCAUGGAAAAGUAG
Messenger RNA from Malus domestica (apple), 609 nucleotides. Lineage: Eukaryota; Viridiplantae; Streptophyta; Magnoliopsida; Rosales; Rosaceae. The record is from RefSeq and is a predicted model, not a curated record.